This is a messenger RNA of Balearica regulorum gibbericeps (East African grey crowned-crane), 2118 nucleotides long. The record is from RefSeq and is a predicted model, not a curated record. NCBI's taxonomy places the organism in Eukaryota, Metazoa, Chordata, Aves, Gruiformes, Gruidae.
GACUGAAGGUUUCUCUGAAGCUUAAUCUUCAAGAUGAAGUUCUUACUAGCAGUUUUCUUUUUCGUGUCAUUCUCCUUAUGGGUUGAAGAAGUCUGUUCCAAAGAGAAGUCUUCAAAGAAAGGAAAGGGGAAAAAGAAGCAAUAUCUAUGUCCAUCCCAGCAAUCAGCUGAAGACCUUGCAAGAGUACCUGCCAAUUCUACCAGCAAUAUCUUGAAUAGGCUAUUACUCAGUUAUGAUCCCAGGAUAAGGCCUAAUUUCAAAGGAAUUCCAGUCGAUGUUGCAGUCAACAUCUUCAUUAACAGCUUUGGGUCAAUUCAAGAGACAACCAUGGAUUAUAGAGUCAACAUCUUUCUAAGACAGAAGUGGAAUGACCCCAGACUCAAACUGCCCAAUGACUGGAGAGGUUCAGACACGCUGACGGUGGACCCAACAAUGUUUAAAUGUCUUUGGAAGCCGGACUUAUUCUUUGCAAAUGAAAAAAAUGCUAACUUCCAUGACGUCACACAAGAAAAUAUUCUUCUUUUUAUAUUUCGGGAUGGAGAUGUCCUAGUCAGCAUGAGACUCUCUAUUACUCUAUCAUGCCCUUUGGACUUGACCUUGUUUCCUAUGGAUACACAGCGCUGCAAGAUGCAAUUGGAAAGCUUUGGUUACACAACUGAUGACCUGCGGUUUAUCUGGCAGUCUGGAGAUCCUGUACAGCUAGAGAAAAUUGCUCUGCCUCAGUUUGAUAUUAAAAAGGAGGAUAUCGAAUAUGGUAACUGUACCAAGUAUUAUAAAGGCACAGGUUAUUACACUUGUGUAGAAGUAAUCUUCACUUUAAGAAGACAAGUUGGAUUUUACAUGAUGGGUGUUUAUGCUCCUACACUGCUAAUUGUUGUUCUAUCCUGGCUGUCUUUUUGGAUCAAUCCUGAUGCAAGUGCUGCAAGAGUCCCACUGGGUAUUUUCUCAGUGCUCAGCUUGGCAUCUGAAUGUACCACUCUUGCUGCUGAACUUCCCAAAGUGUCUUACGUAAAGGCCUUAGAUGUCUGGCUGAUUGUUUGCCUUCUCUUUGGGUUUGCAUCCCUGGUGGAGUAUGCGGUGGUUCAGGUGAUGCUAAACAAUCCAAAGAGAAUUGAAGCCGAAAAAGCAAAGAUUGCCAAGGCAGAGCAAGCGGAAGGGAAGGGUGGAAAUGCUGCCAAGAAGAACACCGUGAAUGGCACAGGGACUCCUGUCCACAUCAGCACUUUACAGGUUGGUGAGACCAGAUGCAAAAAAGUUUGCACUUCGAAAUCUGAUCUGAGAUCCAAUGAUUUCAGCAUCGUUGGAAGCUUGCCAAGGGAUUUUGAAUUAUCGAAUUAUGACUGUUAUGGGAAGCCCAUUGAAGUCAACAAUGGGCUCGGGAAAUCUCAAGCCAAGAACAACAAGAAGCCUCCUCCUCCCAAGCCUGUCAUUCCAUCAGCAGCAAAGAGAAUCGAUCUUUAUGCAAGAGCACUGUUCCCUUUCUGCUUCUUGUUCUUCAAUGUCAUAUACUGGUCCAUAUAUUUAUGAUAAAUCUUCUAUUUAUUUUUUCAUAUGUGUAAAAUAUAUGCCAUUUCAUUACCCCUUCCCAGUCAUGAAGGCCACUGUGUGAAAUUAUUUGCAUUUGCAAAGCAAUAUGUUGCAUUUUGAUGCCAUGCGAUUGUACUGAACAUAUGGCAUCUGAAAUCUGAAUGAAAGCAUGACACUGCAAUGUCUGUGCUCCAACCAAUGUUGUAUAUAAAUGUACAGCAUACAUCCUGCUUUAGGAAUAUAUAUGAAGGACAAUGCAUACUACAUUAUAAAGCCGAAUAACGCUCUUCAGUUAUUAGUAACAUACAGAGAUUUAAAGUGUUUCUGACAAUGAAACUGAUGUGCACGUUCAGUAUUAUUAAAAUCAGUAUUCUAGUAUAUGUAGUAUUUAACAGCUUUUCUGCUGACUUCCAGAGUAAAAAAAAAAAAAAAAACAACAACCCAAACAUCAGGUUCUUGUAUAAUUUUAGAUGGCACUGUUGAAGAAAAAAGCUAAGUUGUAAUUCAUGUUAUUUAGGCUUUGUAAGUGAAGGCAGCGCUGAAUAAGCUGAUCUUGUCUAUGUGGGAAAAUAAAGAUCAGAGAAUUACUAA